CCUUUUAAAUAGGAAUCAGCGGGAGUGGAGGGGCCCAGCAUUUUUUUCCAGUGGAAUGUCUUAAAUUUUUUUUUAAUUACUUAGCACAAAGGGAUCUUACAUUCUCAGUAUCUUUCAGUCAACUGCAAGCCAGUAAAUAUGUAGUCUACUGCUGAACAUGGUUUUUAAAAGUGCUCAUUCCCUUAUGGAGGAAGCAAUCAAUUCACGACCUCAUAAAGCCUUUGGAUAAAGGGGGGAGUAAGCAAGUUGGUCUGUAGUUACUGCCAGAUCCUCGGUCACCUUUCCCUUGCUUUAUAGCUCGGUCCCUCGUCCCACGUCCCACGUCCCACGUCCCAUCCGUCGUAUCGCUUCCAAGAGCAGCCGUCGCUGAGAUUAUGGACUAUUUAUUAGGCUACCGGAGCGUUGGAGGGCCAAAGCAAGGCCAAAGCAUUCUCAGUUGGACAAUUUCCGGAGCACGGACGAAUGAUACGUUUUUACAACGUAACGUUCUGCAUGGCAAUGGGCCGCAAGGGAAGGCUGGGCCUGGGAGCAGAACCGGGAGCGAAGGGACAAAGCUGCUAAGCAGCACAGUGCUUGGGGGAGGGUGGGCUGUAGUCGGACACCCAGCUCGUUGCGACGCCCAACCUACCCCGAGCUGCGCAUGCGCACUCCCGCCUCCAGCAGCCAUCUUUCAGGGUACACAAAGGUUCCCGGCUGAGGUCCCCAGAGAGCUUACGCGGCCGCAGCCCUCUGCCUAGCGCAUGCGCCUUUCGGGUCCCGACGCGUGGGGGAGGGAAGAAGUGAGCGCCCCCGGAGAAGAGAGGUACGACGGCGAAAGCGCAGUGACUAGGACGUCAGAAGCCUUGGCCCGCAUUUCCCGUCGGGCGUUGGGCUACCAGAACACAACGGAAACGGCUCCUGUUGGUUUCCGGCAACAGCCACCAAGGGGCGGUGCAUAACCCGGAAGAGCUUCCAUUCAGCGUCAGGGCCCGGCGGAGACGGCGGCCGGGGUUCGGUGGGAGCGGAGCCGCCAUGGGCUCCUCGAAGAAGCACCGCGGGGAGAAGGAGGCGGCUGCUGGGGCUGGGGCGGGGGCGGCAGGAAGUUCGGGACCGGGCGCGGCUGAGCAGGCGCCGCGGCACCGCGAGCACAAGAAGCACAAACACCGCAGCGGGGGCGGCGGCAGCGGGAGCGGCGGGGGCGGGACCGGCGAGCGGCGCAAGCGCAGCCGGGAGCGCGGGGCCGAGAGGGGGAGCAGCCGCCGCGGGGGCGAGGCUGAGGCCCGCAACGGGAGCGCGCACGGGCGCGAACGCAGCCAGGCUGAGCCUGCGGAGCGGAGGGUGAAGCGGGAGAAGCGUGAUGACGGCUAUGAAGCUGCCACCAGCUCCAAGGCCAGCUCUGGAGAUGCCUCAUCUCUCAGCAUCGAGGAGACCAAUAAACUCCGGGCAAAGUUGGGCCUCAAACCUUUGGAGGUCAAUGCCAUCAAGAAGGAGGCUGGCACCAAGGAGGAGCCAGUGUUGGCCGACGUGAUCAACCCCAUGGCCUUGCGGCAGCGUGAAGAGCUACGUGAGAAGCUAGCGGCAGCCAAGGAGAAGCGUCUCCUUAACCAAAAGCUGGGGAAGAUCAAGACCCUGGGGGAAGAUGAUCCAUGGCUAGAUGACACAGCUGCCUGGAUUGAGAGGAGCCGGCGACUGCAGAAAGAGAAGGAUUUGGCUGAGAAAAGGGCUAAGCUGUUGGAGGAGAUGGACCAAGAGUUUGGAGUGAGCACCCUGGUGGAGGAGGAAUUUGGACAAAAGCGGAAGGAUCAGUACAGUGCCCGGGAUCUCCAGGGGCUGACCGUGGAGCACACCAUAGACUCCUUCCGGGAGGGAGAGACGAUGAUCCUCACCCUCAAGGACAAAGGGGUGCUGCAGGAGGAUGAGGACGUGUUGGUGAAUGUGAACCUUGUUGACAAAGAGCGGGCAGAAAAGAAUGUGGAACUCCGGAAAAAGAAGCCCGAUUACCGACCCUAUGCGGAAGAUGAGAGUGUGGACGACAUGGCUGUGUUUAAGCCGAAAUCCAUUUUGGCCAAGUAUGAUGAGGAGCUGGAGGGGGAACGGCCACACUCGUUCCGGCUCGAUCGGAGCGGAGCUGCUGACGGAGCCCGAGAACGGGAGCUGGAGGAAAUCCGGGCCAACCUGAGGCAGCAGGCGCAGUCCUUGACCAUGGCUGGACCCCGGCUUGCAUCUGAGUAUCUCACUCCACAGGAGAUGGUGACCUUCAAGAAGACAAAACGGAGGGUCAAGAAGAUCCGAAAGAAGGAAAAGGAAGUUGUGGUUCGAGCCGAUGACCUACUGCCGCUCGGCAACGAGCCUCCAAGUGAGGGAGACUUUGGCUCUAGGUUGCGGGGGAGGGGCCGUCGCCGAGUCCCUGAGGCUGAGGAGGAAGCCCCUGGAGACCAUGAGAGGGAGACGCCUUCCCAGCUCCCCCAGUCUGAUGACACCAGAGUAGAAAACAUGGAUAUCAGUGACGAUGAAGAGGCUGGAGCCCAGGGGACGGGCUCCCCAGAAAUCCUAGAGGAGGAUGAAGUAGAGGCUGAAUUGCAGAAGCAGCUGGAGAAGGGGCGGAGGCUGAGGCAGCUGCAGCAGCUCAAAGACAGUGGUGAGAAGGUGAUUGAGAUUGUGAAGAAACUGGAGACACGGCGGAGUCGGGAGGAAGAUGAAGACCCUGAACGCAAAGGGGCGAUUGUGUUCAAUGCCACCUCAGAAUUCUGCCGAACGCUGGGGGAGAUCCCCACUUAUGGGCUGGCUGGCAACCGGGAGGACCAGGAGGAACUCAUGGACUUUGAGCGGGAUGAAGAAAGGUCCGCCAACGGGGGUUCAGAGUCUGACGGGGAGGAGAACAUUGGCUGGAGCACCGUCAACCUGGAUGAGGAGAAACAGCAGCAGGACUUCUCUGCUUCUUCCACUACCAUCCUGGAUGAGGAGCCCAUUGUGAACAGAGGCCUGGCCGCAGCCCUGCUCCUAUGUCAGAACAAAGGGCUACUGGAGACAACAGUGCAGAAAGUGGCUCGGGUGAAGGCCCCCAACAAGUCUCUUCCUUCUGCUGUGUAUUGCAUUGAGGACAAGAUGGCCAUUGAUGACAAGUACAGUCGUCGGGAAGAGUAUCGAGGCUUUACACAGGAUUUCAAAGAGAAAGAUGGCUACAAGCCGGAUGUCAAGAUUGAGUAUGUGGAUGAGACUGGAAGAAAACUCACACCUAAAGAGGCCUUCCGGCAGCUGUCCCACCGAUUCCAUGGAAAGGGCUCAGGCAAAAUGAAGACGGAGCGACGGAUGAAGAAGCUUGAUGAGGAAGCUCUCUUAAAGAAGAUGAGUUCCAGUGACACUCCCUUGGGCACAGUGGCCUUACUCCAGGAGAAGCAGAAAGCCCAGAAGACCCCAUACAUCGUACUCAGUGGCAGCGGGAAGAGCAUGAAUGCGAAUACUAUCACAAAGUGAAGAUGUCCCAUUACCCCAAACCUUUAAUAUAAAAUAAAAUUCCCUCCUUAUUUUUUC
This is a messenger RNA of Gracilinanus agilis (Agile Gracile Mouse Opossum), 3510 nucleotides long. RefSeq names its product spliceosome associated factor 1, recruiter of U4/U6.U5 tri-snRNP (gene SART1). The record is from RefSeq and is a predicted model, not a curated record. NCBI's taxonomy places the organism in Eukaryota, Metazoa, Chordata, Mammalia, Didelphimorphia, Didelphidae. Bases 1012 to 3453 code for a protein of 813 amino acids. Gene Ontology annotation, biological process: maturation of 5S rRNA; mRNA cis splicing, via spliceosome. Gene Ontology annotation, cellular component: U4/U6 x U5 tri-snRNP complex. The transcript is spliced from 20 exons.